Messenger RNA from Pelobates cultripes (western spadefoot toad), 321 nucleotides. NCBI's taxonomy places the organism in Eukaryota, Metazoa, Chordata, Amphibia, Anura, Pelobatidae. The record is from the annotation of a GenBank genome assembly.
AUGGUGACCGCUUCCACCUCUGACUUCUGGGGCCCAAACCUUUCGCAGAAAACACAUUGUGACUACACUGAAAGUUUCCUACAGAGGCUCGAUGACAUAUUUCGGCGCUUCUGGGUGCAUUUACGGGACCGGGUCACAGUAAAACAACCUAGACCCCAGGAAGAAACCCAGAGCAGGGUGAGGAAAAGUGUGGGAAGACCCCCAUCGGGUGCAAGAAUUACCAGCCGCAUACCUGGGCAGAGAAUCAACCGAGGCUUAGCCCUGUCAGCCUGUCCACAAAUGCAUAAGACCACCCAAAAGCAACAUCUACCAUUCAAUUGA